CGAUGGAGGGCGGCGGGCGGCCCUCGGCCGCGCAGGCCGUGCUGCUGGCCGCCAGCACCGCCCUCACCGCCCUGGUCUACUCCGUCUACCGGCAGAAGGCCCGCGUCGCCCGCGGCCUCGAGGGCGCCAGGAGGGUCCGGCUGGACGGAGACCUGCGGGCGGUGCUGCUGGAGGCGCCGGGACGCUGCGUCCCCUACGCGGUCAUCGAAGGCGUGGUGCGGUCCGUUAAGGAGACCCUGAGCAGCCAGUUUGUGGAGAACUGCAAGGGUGUCGUUCAGAGGCUGACGCUGCAGGAGCAUAAAAUGGUGUGGAACCGAACAACCCACCUCUGGAACGACUAUGAGAAGAUCAUCCACCAGAGAACCAACACCACCCCCUUCGACCUGGUCCCUCAGGAGGAAGGCACCGGUGUCACCAUCAGGGUGAUGAAGCCGCUGGACGCUGCCGAGCUCAGCCUGGAGACAGUGUACGAAAAAUUUCAUCCCUCCGUCCAGUCCUUCACCGACGUCAUCGGCCACUACAUCAGCGGAGAGCGCCCGAAGGGCAUUCAGGAGACGGAGCAGAUGCUGAAGGUGGGCACGGCGCUGACAGGGGUGGGAGAGCUGGUCCUGGAUAACACCACGAUCAAGCUGCAGCCCCCCAAACAAGGCAUGCCCUACUACCUGAGCAGCGUGGAUUUCCACACCUUGCUGCAGAAACAAGAAUCGAACGUCCGGUUUUGGAAAAUCCUGACCGUCGUUUUCGGCUUCGCCACCUGUGCCGUCCUCUUCUUUGUUUUACGGAAGCAAUACCGGCAUCACCGAGAGAGGCGGCACCUCAAGCAAAUGCAGGAUGAAUUCCGGCAGGCCCAGGAGCGCCUGAUGCACGAAAUGAACAUGGAGGGUGGAGAGACGCUCAAAAACGCCUGCGUCGUCUGCUUGAGCAACACCAAAUCCUGCGUCUUCCUGGAGUGUGGGCACGUUUGCUCUUGCAGUGAGUGCUACCAGGCUCUCCCCGAGCCCAAACGGUGCCCGAUCUGCAGGCAGGCUGUCUCCAGGGUGGUUCCCUUAUACAACAGUUAAAUUUCUGUGGCCGGGGGGAGCUUUUGGUGUUAAAGCUGCCCCUCACAAAGGGGUUUUCUCACCUCGCUGCUUGGGUGGUUGAUUUGGGGGAAGGGGAGGGAGCUUGAGUGA
This is a messenger RNA of Haliaeetus leucocephalus (bald eagle), 1172 nucleotides long. It is a transcript of the gene MUL1, whose product is annotated as mitochondrial E3 ubiquitin protein ligase 1. Gene Ontology annotation, molecular function: ubiquitin-protein transferase activity. The transcript has 4 exons. Gene Ontology annotation, biological process: organelle organization; protein ubiquitination. The coding region runs from base 3 to 1061 and encodes 352 amino acids. The record is from RefSeq and is a predicted model, not a curated record. Gene Ontology annotation, cellular component: mitochondrion. Lineage: Eukaryota; Metazoa; Chordata; Aves; Accipitriformes; Accipitridae.